Molecule: messenger RNA, 663 nt
Organism: Metarhizium brunneum ARSEF 3297
Lineage: Eukaryota; Fungi; Ascomycota; Sordariomycetes; Hypocreales; Clavicipitaceae
Biological process (GO): vacuolar proton-transporting V-type ATPase complex assembly
Cellular component (GO): Vma12-Vma22 assembly complex
Source: RefSeq, a predicted model, not a curated record
AUGUCUUCGGACCAAGACCAAGACCACGUCGACCAGCUCCUAGAGCGUUAUCUCACCUUGCUAGACGAAUACACAACCCUGCGCAAGCAUCUCUCCGGUCUCCAGUCAGACGUAUAUCACAAUAUCGCUAGGGCCAACUUUUCCGGCGAACGUGGCCUGAGAUAUGGCCAGGAUCACUACGAUGAGAGAAUGAGAGCCAGCCGACGGGUUGGCAUAACCAACGUCGAAAACGGGGUUCCCAGAUUCACUGUGACGGCAAAUUCCCUGGACAAUUCCACCUUUGUAGAGGCGGAAGGGGACGAGCACGAAAAGAAAACCGCGGAGAAAGCUCAUGACGCGUCUGGAGAUGGCGAAUCCGCCAGGUCACCGGGCACACUGGGAGAAAAGGACGGCAAAGAGGAGACGAAGAGUAAGAAGAUGUGCGAUCCUCUUCGUUGGUUUGGCAUUCUGACGCCCAUGCCGCUGCGGGCUGCUCAGCGCCAUUCCAUCAGGGCUGUCGAGGACGUCGUCCCGCGCCUGGUGUCUGUCAAUGCGGAGAUGCAGCAUGUUGAGAUCGAAGUGAGGAGGGCGCGGAAGAGGAGGGCCAAGGCAGAGGCUGCGCGGAGCAAGGACAGGGCUGCAGAGGCGGCUACUACGUUGGGCCAACAAGUUGGGGCUGCUUAA